Molecule: messenger RNA, 1539 nt
Organism: Aspergillus udagawae
Lineage: Eukaryota; Fungi; Ascomycota; Eurotiomycetes; Eurotiales; Aspergillaceae
Exons: 3
Coding region: 1-1539 (512 amino acids)
Source: RefSeq, a predicted model, not a curated record
AUGUCCGUUAGCCUGUUAGCCGAUUUGCGAGAGUUCGAAGAGUCAAGUGUGGAGAAGAAAAGCCUCGUUGUCGCCGAUGCACUAGCACUGGUCGCAAGUGCGAGGCGAGAGCGUCGCGCUUUUGCCUACUAUUUCCAGUACGCUGCAGCGUCCAUUGGCGGUGGACUGGAUGUUGAUUUCUGGCGCACGAUUGUCCCGCAGGUUUGCCGGAGUGAACCUGCUGUGUGGGAUGCACUGAUCGCUGUCAGCUCACUGGUUGAGAGUCCCAAUCCCGAACAGGAUCUCGUCUCUCUACGCAGGGAUCAUUCCCGCUUUCUCAAUCAGAGCCAACGAGACGCGCUGGAGUGGUAUUCGCGCUCAGUGUCUGCGGUUCGCCGGGGAAUUGAACGGGGAACUAUAGACACCUUUGUCGGACUCAUUACAUGCAUCUUAUUUAUCUGCAUUGAGGCCCUCUUAGGAGGUAUGGAGGAAGCUUUACGCCUCUAUAGUCAGGGUGUGCAGCUCAUUCUCGCUUGCAGGACCAUGACAGCAACCAAAACCUCCAUAUUAAGGGAUACAAUUAUCCCCAUUUUUGUCCGACUAGGAGCAGUCACUCUUAGUGCGGGGGCUCUAGUGAGCAGUCUAUUGCAAGAGACUGACCUUGCAUCCACACACGAGUUUGUCUCCCUCAAGUCUGCUCGGGAGGCCAUCGUUAUCCUAGCUAUAGAGAUCCCGCUGUUUGAAUCAGCUUGCGAAGAGUAUCUGAUAAAAUCGCAUGCCUGCUGUAUAUCCCGAGAAAUGAUGGAUCAGCGAAGAACCCUGUCCGUUAGGCUACGGAGCUGGUACACUGCAUUUACUAACUCGAUGAAAUCUCGUUGCACAAAAGACCCAGCCCAAGCUAGUACCGGCGCUCUGCUCCUCGCUUACCAUGAAAUGUUAUUUGUCAUGCUCGGGGUCUGCAGAUCGCCAUCGCGGAUCACUACUGACGAUUAUCUACAAAAUUUUCAAACUAUAAUUGAGCAAUCUAGCAUCGCGUUAAGUGGCUCAGCGCGGCAUGAUGGCACCCAACCACCAUUUACCUUUGAACUCAGCGUUGGUCUUCCGCUUUGGUUCACAUGCGUCAGGUGUCGCGAACCUACAAUCCGACGCACAGCACUCGCUCUGCUCCGUCAAUCACAUCAGGUGGAGGGGCUCUACAAGCGCGACCUUGGUGCCACGAUGGGCGAACGAAUCAUGACGCUAGAAGAAAUGUAUGGGACGGCAAUAAGUGCCGGUCAAAGUCCCUUCAGCAUGGAUUUCGACCUUGGCGCCAGCCCAUACCCUACGCUUACCGAGAUGGAAACCAAGACACCAGCAGUGCUCGUCCCUGGCGAAGCACGAAUUAAGCCUCUCGGUAUCUUUCGGCCACAAGACGGCUAUCCUCCUGAAACGACGGAGAAAGACAUGGCCAAGUUGAGCCGAAGCCGUGACCAAACCUUUCUGCACUUCUCGCGGAACGAGCACGACCCCUCUAACAACAUGUGGCAGACGAUCUAUGGAUAUGCUCCUAUUGAUUUUUAA